UCCCCUUUUGCAGCCGCGUGUGUGUUUACAAAAAAAGUCAAAACAUCAAUCGCGUAACAUCGUCGUUCCGCUUCCCGGGUUAAAAAUGUUCCAAAUUUUACGAAAAAGUGCCGGGAAUCUGUGCGCGUUGCGCGUCCAGCUCAUCGGAGCAUCGUCGUCCGGCCAAUGCAGGGCUCUUACCCAGCAGCAACAGCAGGUGAUUGAACUGCCGGAGGUUCGUCCGCCGCGUGCGGUUUGGAUCGAGAAUCUGGACACGGUGGAGGAGCGCAAGUUGGCCAUUCAGGAGCUGAGCAACGAGGUGUUUGGGGCCACCCCGCGGAUAGACAUUGUCCACCAGAACGUCGAGUGGCAGCGCAAGUACCGGUAUGUAAGCUUUGCCCAUGCUAAGACGCGGAAUGAGGUUCGGGGAGGUGGUCGGAAGCCGUGGCCUCAGAAGGGUCUGGGAAAGGCGCGGCAUGGGUCGAUCCGGUCGCCGCUGUGGCGCGGAGGUGGCAUUGCGCACGGACCACGUUCGCCGACGACGCACUUUUACAUGCUGCCGUUCUUCAACCGGGUUUUGGGGCUGGUGUCGACGCUUUCGAUAAAGCUGGCCCAGGACGAUCUGCACAUCGUGGACAGUUUGGACAUUCCGACCGACGAUCCGCAGUUUUUGCGGGAUCUGGUGCAGGAACGGGCGUGGGGACCGUCGGUGCUGUUUGUGGACAGUUCUGACUUGAUGCCGAGGAACAUUACGGCCGGAACGGAAUCGAUUGACCACGUGAACCUGAUGCCGGUGUACGGGUUGAACGUGUACUCGAUGCUGAAGCACAACACGCUGGUGCUGACGCGGGAGGCCGCCGAGGAGAUUGAGGCCAAGCUUAGUGAACAGCUGCACCGCAACGAUGCCCGGUCGUUGAUGACCAAGUUUAAGGUUGAUCGGUAGAAUGUUUGAGGGGAAUGUAAAUAUAGUUGUUUGAACGAG
Messenger RNA from Culex pipiens pallens (northern house mosquito), 961 nucleotides. It is a transcript of the gene mRpL4, whose product is annotated as 39S ribosomal protein L4, mitochondrial. Gene Ontology annotation, molecular function: structural constituent of ribosome. Gene Ontology annotation, biological process: translation. Gene Ontology annotation, cellular component: ribosome. Bases 86 to 922 code for a protein of 278 amino acids. Lineage: Eukaryota; Metazoa; Arthropoda; Insecta; Diptera; Culicidae. The transcript has a single exon. The record is from RefSeq and is a predicted model, not a curated record.